Molecule: messenger RNA, 4660 nt
Organism: Mobula hypostoma (lesser devil ray)
Lineage: Eukaryota; Metazoa; Chordata; Chondrichthyes; Myliobatiformes; Myliobatidae
Gene: zcchc9
Product: zinc finger, CCHC domain containing 9
Exons: 6
Coding region: 303-1124 (273 amino acids)
Cellular component (GO): nucleolus
Molecular function (GO): zinc ion binding; nucleic acid binding
Source: RefSeq, a predicted model, not a curated record
GGUCUGUCCGGUCACCGACAGUCCUUUCCCCUCCCAUUAGACCGCUUAACUUGACCAUCCGGUGCUUCGACCCCCCUCCCCGCUUUACUCCCCCUCUCCAGUCAUCCUGUCCCCUCAGCUCUUUCCCGGUCCUCUACAUUGGCUCUCACCCCUUCACCUGACUCUCUCACCUGUUUCAUCCUGUAUCCUCCCUCCUCGGCGCUCCUGAUCAUAACAGCAUACUUCUUUGUAACACACACACGACGCCGGAGGAUCUCAGCAGGUCAGGCGGUAUCUAUGAAAACUCUUAAAGAAAGACAAGAAUGACCCGUUGGGCUCGUGCUAAUAACAUCCAUAAAAAGAAAGUCUCAGAAGCAACCCCAUGGAGCCAGAUGAAACAAAAUGGUGGCCCAAGUCAGGCAAAAGCAAACGGCAAAUUCAGUAAAAAUCAGCGAGCCAAGCAUGGAAACAAGCCGCAACAAGUUAGACGUAAAGAAAGUGACUGGUACCACAAGAAAGAGGAGUAUCAUAGUGAAGAUGUUAAUGGCUUCAUGGACUACCUGAAAAAUACAGGUCGCGCUCUCCAUAAAGGAAAAUUGGUGUCUGUAGAUAAUGAAGAGAUAAAUAGCAAUGCAGCACUAGCCCUGAAGAAGGACCAGAGAAGAGAGCACAGAAGGUUGAAGAGGCAAGCGCAGAAAAAGAAUGCCAUGAUAUGUUUCCACUGCCGAAAAGCAGGGCAUGGAAUGGAAGACUGCCCGGAAAUGGAUAAGGAUGCAGAGAUGGGAAGUGGUAUCUGUUAUCGGUGUGGUUCUACAGAACACGAGAUCCAGAAAUGCAGAGCAAAGAUUGAUCCUGCACUAGGAGAAUUUCCAUUUGCCAAAUGUUUUAUUUGUGGUGAAACUGGACAUCUUUCAAGGUCCUGUCCGGACAACCCAAAGGGACUAUAUGCAAGUGGACGUUGUUGCAAGCUGUGUGGUUCAGUAGAGCACUUUCAGAAAGACUGUCCUGAUCAUCAAAACACAAGUAAUCACGUUCUUACUGUUGGCCGAUGGACAAAAGGAAUGAGUGCGGAUUAUGAGGAAAUCCUGGUCACUUCAGAUACUCCCAAAUCUAAACAAAAAACUCCAAAGAUUGUCAACUUUUAACCAGUGCCUUCAAAGUGAGAAUUUCAUUGAUCUCCCUGCAAGUCAUCAAGACAGAAGAAGUGAAUGUUAUUUUAACAAGGAAAGAAAUACUUUAAAUUCCAUUUUAUACCAGCAGAUGGAGCAAUUGCUUGGCAAAUCCAAGAUCUUUAUACCUGGCUCUAAUAAAUAGUUGUAUGAGGUUGCCAUAAGUUUAACUUUCAAACAGUAAAUGGAGCUUUGUUUUAAAUGAGCAAUUUUUUUUUAUUAUUAAGUAUCCCAGUACAUUUCACAGUGGGGUUUGGUCCAAUAAAAAGUAGGUGACUAAAAGCUAAUUAAUAGGUGAGGUUAAGAUGGAUCUGAAAAGGGACUGAGUGACACCAGUAACAGAGCAAAAGGAAAUGGAGGAUUCACGAGAGAGUUGAGUUAGCAUAAUGAAAAGCUUUUCUGAUCAGAGGAAUACACACAAAAUACUGGAGGAACUCAUCAGGUCAAGCAGCAUCUACGGAAGGAAAUAAGCAAUCAAUAUUUUGGACUGAGACCCUUCAUUGUCUCAGCAAGAAAACAUUGACUGUUUAUUUCCCUCCAUAGUUCCUCCAGCAUUUGUGUGUAUUGCUCAAGUUUUCCAACAUCUGCAGAAUCUCGUUUCUGAUUAAUAGGUAUUUGUGUUCUAUUUCAGAUGUGUCUAAGGGAGGAGGAGAGAAAGAUCUAUGAUUAAAUUAGUAUUUGCAUUCCUUGCAUCAGAAUGCUUCUUUCAGCUUUAUGUAAUUGAUUUUUUUUUCUUGAUUUAAAUUCAGUUUUCACUCCAGAUAUUAGGCUGGGCACAAGUCAACCUUUUGGAACUUCUAGGGAAUUUGGCUGAAUUAUCUUUCAUUCACCUUCUCUAAAGCUUCCACAUCCUUCCUUUAAUGAGGUGACCAGAAUUUGUUCAGUUCUGGUUGCCUUAUUUCGGAAGAAUGUGAGAAAUUUAGUGCGGGUGCAGAGAUUUACCAGGAUGCUGCCUUGACUAAAGAUCAUGUUUUAUGAGGAUAGAUUGAGCAAGCUAGGGCUUUUCUCUUCAGAGAGCAGGAGGACAAGAGGUGACUUGAUAGAGGUGUACAAGAUGAUAGAGCCAUAGAUCGAGUGAACAGCCCACGACAUUUUGUUUAGAGUGGAAAUGGCAAACACCAGGGGGCAUAGUUUUAAGGUGAUUGUAGAAAAGUAUGGGGGUGAUAUCUGGUAGGUUUUUAACACCAAGAGUUGAGGGUGCAUGGAACAUGCUGCCAGGAUUGGUGGUAGAGGGAGAUACAUGGACAUUUAAGAGACUCAGAUAGGCACAUGAAUGAUUUUUUUAAAAUGGAGGGCUAUGUAGGAGGGAAGGGUCAGACUGAUGUUGGAGUAGGUUAAGAGGUUGUUACAACAUCGUGGGCCGAAAGGCCAGUACUGUGCAAUAUUGUUCUAUGUUUUAGGCACAUUCAAGACAACAGCGCUCUUCCCAGCAUACCUUCCAGCUGAGUUAGUUAGUUCCAUUGUCCCAACACCACCUACAAGCUUGGGCAAUAGUCCAAUCCUUAUUUUCCUCUGCUCUAGCCAGACCACAGAUCUAGUAGGGUCUGGGGUAUAUAGUGACAGCCAGAUUGUAUUGAGAAGCCAAAUAGACAAUCUCAGACCCAUUAAGCUGCACCAGAAUUUCUAAAGAAUGCAAAAAGAUUUAUUAUUUUUACAGUCUGAGGUACAGUGAAAACUUGUCUGGUAUCCUGUUGGUACAGAUCAAUUGCUCAGGGCAUUAGGGUAGUACAAGGUGCAGAGUAAAGUGCUACAAUUACAGAGAAGGUGCAGUGCUAACAGACAGUAAAGUGUAAGGCUAUAAUGAGGUAGGUCGUGAAUUCAGGAGACCUUAUCAUAUGAGAGAGCCAUUCAGUCAUCUUUUAACAGUGGGAUAGAAGCUGUUUUUGAGCCUGGAAAAAGAGAAAAAAUAGAUUUGUAGCCAUUGUGAAAUGUGGAAAAACAGAAGAUAAUAGAAACAGCAAAGUGAUUUAUGACUAGAUAAUAAUUCUUGAGUUAAAAUACAAGCAUUUCAUCUACACCAGGGGUUCCUAACCAUUUUAAUGCCAUGAAGCCUAGGGAUCUAUGGUCACCAGGUUGGGAGCCCCUGAUUCUACACUAAUCAGAGAGCACUACAGCACAGAGACAAGCCCUUCGGCCAAUCUAUUCCAUGCCAAACAUAGUCUUCCUAGUUCCAUCGAUCCACAGCUGGGCAAGAGCCUUCCAUACCCCUCCUGUCCAUGUACAGUACUUAUUCAAAUUUCUCUUAAUAUUGCAAUCAAAACCACAUCCACCACUGCCAGUGGCAGCUUGUUCCACAUUCUUUGUGAAGAAGUUCCUUAAAUAUUUCACCUUUAACCUUAACCCAUGACCUCUAUUUCCAGUCUCACCCAACCUCAGUGGAAAAAAACCUUGCAUUUACCCAAUCUAUACUGUCAUAAAUAUGCAGGAAAGGGAAGGAUAUGAGCACUGUGGAGGCAGAAGGAAUUAGUUUAGCUGAGCAAUUGAUUGGCUCAGUACAAUUUUGUGGGCUAAAUGGGUUGUUCGUUUGUUGUACUGGUCUGUGUUCUAGAAUAGGUCACCUCUUCCUCUGGAGGUAUCGGGGAAAAGUCCAAUUACACCAGUAUAUUCCUUGGAUGUCUACCUUCUCCAGUAUGGUAGAAGAUUCAGGGUGCCUACAGCUGACACUGUCCCACCAUUUCUCUCCAUCGCUAAACUACAGACCACUUCUCACAGAGUACAAUAGUCUAGAUGAGCACUUGACUUCCUUAGGCAUAGGGAGCUGUGGACGAAGUUCCUGGCAAUCGGAGCAGUAUGGAAAGGUGUCCACUGGUCAGCAUGGACAAGUUGGGCUGAAUGGCCUGCCUCCGUGUAGUAAUGCAAUCACUUGAGUCAAGUAUGAUGUACUAAGGGGUUGUCUACUGGUGAAUCCUCAGGUGGCUGUAGAGGCCAAUCCAGGGUCUACAUAUUCUACGAUGUUAGGGUGUAUUCCCUUAAUGGAGAACACCUAUACGUGACUUUGUUUAACGUGGGGAAGCAGAUACACGGUUAUCUGCCACAUGGUCCUUGAGACAUCAGGGUUAGAGUCUAGUGGCAUGGAAUGCAAGACAACUGUGAACCUUGCACUGCCGCAGCCUUCCUCCACCUUAUUUCCAUUAUGAUGUGUCAUCUUCCACCAGUUCCACCAUUGAGGUCUUGGUUGGCUCACAGUUUGUCUGGAUCCUCCCCAUUGACCUUACCACCAUGGAUGACCCUACCAGGAGCUAAGCUCCAGGUGGUGUGGAUCUCAGGAGCUCACAAGCCUUUCCACCACGACAAGGUGAUGAUCCUCGGAGAGUACAAGUCAAGAAUUCUUGAAAUAUCAAUUCACAUUAAGCACUGCUGCAUUAAACAGCUCUGUCAUCACCAGAGAUCAUAGUGGUGGAUGGCUCCUGAUAUUCCACUCGGUUACAGUGAUCAACAGUACAGAAAGUUGAUGAUUUACACUUACUGAUGAAGGCACCAUUCAAUAUUCUUAUAACAAAUAAAUGAAUCUG